Olea europaea var. sylvestris is the source of this 4477-nucleotide messenger RNA. RefSeq names its product mediator of RNA polymerase II transcription subunit 33A-like. Gene Ontology annotation, cellular component: mediator complex. NCBI's taxonomy places the organism in Eukaryota, Viridiplantae, Streptophyta, Magnoliopsida, Lamiales, Oleaceae. The transcript is spliced from 12 exons. Bases 248 to 4189 code for a protein of 1313 amino acids. The record is from RefSeq and is a predicted model, not a curated record. Gene Ontology annotation, biological process: regulation of phenylpropanoid metabolic process.
AUAAGAUAAUAACUUUUCUCUCCCUCACUCCAAUAUUUGUAUUGAUUUCAACUUUCAAGCGCACAUCUUAGUUUGAUAAGAUCAAAAUCAGUCUACAGCGUACAGAGUCCCUUUUUGUUCUUUCCAAAGUCCAAACCAUCACCAGCGUUCACAGGAAUCCCCCACCUCACCUUUUCAAAACACACGCACAAUUGUUGGAACUUAUAGCACAGAAUCCAGAGGGGAUUAUGACCCUGUGAGAAUAAUAAUGGAGGCGUUGAACUACAGCCUAUGGGACAGUGUUUUGAAGAUAACCAAAGCGGCCCAAGAAAAGGGCAGUGACCCAUUGUUGUGGGCAAUCCAAGUUUCUUCAAACUUGAAUUCUGCUGGGGUGGCUUUGCCUUCUCUUGAGCUAGCCAACCUUUUGGUACACCAUAUUUGUUGGGAAAACAAUGUGUCCAUUGCAUGGAAGUUCUUGGAGAAAGCCUUGGCACUCAAGAUUGUGCCGCCUCUACUUGUUCUUGGCCUGCUCUCAAUAAGGGUAAUUCCAUAUCGGCAUUCUUGUCCUGCAGCAUUUAGGCUUUAUAUGGAACUCCUUAAGCAGCAUGCUUUUGCACUUGAAGAAUAUACUAAUUUGCCUACCAAUGAGCAGAUCAUGGAUUCCUUAGAUGCCAUCCUCCAUUUCUCUCAGAUAUUUGGUGUGCGAGCCAAUAAAGCUGGGACUUUUUUGGUCCUGUUCAUCUUUUCAAUUAUUUGGCAGUUAGUCGACGCAUCACUAGAUGAUGAUGGAUUGCUGCAUCUUACACCAGAGAAAAAUUCUAUAUGGCCUACCAAACCUCAAGAAAUGCAAGUAGAUAUCCCUAACAAUUAUGAUGAGAAGAGGAUUGAACAUAAAGAGAGAUUGCUGACUAUUAAUAGCAUCAUGGCCGUGGAGUUGAUUGGGCAGUUUCUCCAAAAUAAAGUAACUUCCAGGAUUCUUUACUUGGCACGCCAAAACAUGUCCACUCACUGGGAAAGCUUUGUCCAGCGAAUACAGUUGCUGGUUGCAAAUUCAUCGGCUUUGCAAAAUUCAAAUGUUAUGAUAGCAGAGGUUUUUCAACAGUUGAUAUCAGAUGGUUGCAAAACUCUGUCUCAGCAUUUCCGGGGAAGUUCUCUGCAAGAGUUCCAUGCUGUAGAACAAUUCAGGCCCUUGGGUACUUCUGCCUGUCUUUGUCUUGGGAGUCGUUCUUCUCUUUGGCUUCCUCUUGAUUUGCUUCUAGAAGAUGCAAUGGAUGGUUCACAGGUUGACGCAACUAGUGCAGUUGAAAUCAUUACUGGUUUAGUCAAAUCCCUUCAAGCAUUUAAUGCAACCUCUUGGCAUGAAGCUUUUUUGGGACUUUGGAUGGCUGCUCUACGCCUUGUUCAGAGGGAAAGGGAUCCCAUUGAGGGACCUAUGCCCCGCUUAGAUACUUGCAUGUGCAUGUUAUUGUCGAUCACAACUCUUGUAGUUGCUGAUCUUGUUGAGGAAGAGGAAAGUACCUCGACCAAUGAAAUUGGAUGCAAUAUGGUCAGCAAACAUCAAGUUACUGGGAAGCGUCACAUGGAUUUGAUAUUUAGUCUACAGAAUCUACGUGAUUAUCAGAGCUUGCUAACUCCACCUCAAUCAGUUGUUCCUGCAGCCAAUCAGGCUGCUGCAAAAGCAAUGAUGUUCGUAUCAGGCAUCGAUGUGGACAGUGCAUACUUUGAGUGCAUCAGAAUGGCUGAAAUGCCAAUUAGUUGCUCUGGUAACCUACAUCAUUUAAUAGUUGAGGCAUGCAUUGCCAGAAAUCUAUUGGACACAUCGGCUUAUUUCUGGCCAGGUUAUGUAAGUGGAUGCAUCAACCAUCUGCCACACAAUGAUCCCACUCAUGUGAUUGGUUGGUCAUCAUUCAUGAAGGGGUCAUCUCUUGCUCCAGUCACGAUCAAGGCUUUAGCUUCAACUCCUGCUUCAAGCUUAGCAGAGAUCGAGAAAGUCUUCGAGAUUGCAGUCAAAGGAUCUGAUAAUGAAAGGAUAGCUGCUGCCACGAUUCUAACCGGGUCCUCCUUGAUUCAUGGAUGGAAUAUACAGGAACAUACUGUUUAUUUUAUUACUAGAUUAUUGUCUCCACCGGUUCCUGCUGAUUACUCUGGGAGUGACAGCUAUUUGAUGCAGUAUGCUCCCAUGUUGAACGUCCUCCUAGUUGGGAUAGCACCUGUUGAUUGUGUCCAGAUUUUCUCCUUACAUGGUUUGGUUCCGCAGCUUGCUGGUUCAUUAAUGACAAUCUGUGAGGUGUUUGGGUCAUCUGUUCCUAACGUCUCAUGGACUCUGACAACAGGAGAAGAGAUAUCUUCCCAUGCUGUGUUUUCGAAUGCAUUUGCUCUUCUGCUAAAACUUUGGAGGUUUAAUCAUCCUCCUAUCGAAUAUGGAGCUGGAGAUGUACCUCCAGUUGGAUCCCAACUCACUCCCGAAUACCUCCUACAAGUGCGGAAUUCUCACCUUGUAUAUUUCGAAAACACACUCAAGGAUCCAAAUAGAAGGAGACUUGAAAGAGUUACAAGUUUUUCGUCUCCUAAACCUAUAUUUGUUGACUCGUUUCCAAAACUUAAAGCAUGGUACAGACAACAUUUGGCAUGCAUAGCUUCACCACUCUCUGGUCUUGUCAAUGGGACUCCCAUCCAUCAAACAGUCGAUACAUUGUUGAACAUGAUGUUCAGAAAAAUCAAAAGAGGAAGCCCAUCUGUGAUUUCUAUUUCAUCAGGAAGCAGCAGUUCUUCUGGAGCUGGAAGUGAAGACAAUUUAAGGCCUAAAUUACCCGCUUGGGAUAUUCUUGAAGCUGUUCCAUUUGUGGCAGAUGCUGCUCUAACGGCAUGUGCCCAUGGAAGAUUGUCUCCCCGUGAACUCUGCACAGGGCUAAAAGACUUGGCUGAUUAUCUUCCCGCUACUUUGGCAAUCAUUGUGAGUUAUUUUUCGGCUGAAGUAACUCGUGGUGUUUGGAAAUCAGUUUUUAUGAAUGGAACAGAUUGGCCUAGUCCUGCUGCGAAUCUCUCCAAUGUUGAGGAGAAGAUAAAGAAAAUACUAGCUGCUACUGGUGUUGAUGUCCCUAGUCUAGCUGCAGGAGAAAGUUCUCCUGCCGUGCUUCCAUUGCCGUUGGCUGCAUUUGUCAGCCUCACGAUAACCUAUAAACUCGAUAAAGCCUCGCAGCGUUUUCUUGAUCUGGCAGGCCCAGCUUUGGAGUCACUUGCAGCAGGUUGCCCGUGGCCAUGCAUGCCGAUAGUCGCUUCCUUGUGGACCCAAAAAGUGAAACGAUGGAGUGACUUCCUUGUUUUUUCUGCCUCUCGUACUGUCUUCCUCCACAAUAAUCAUGCUGUAAUUCAGCUUCUUAAAAGCUGCUUCAGCUCCACCCUUGGUUUAAACAGUACCUGCAUGUCAAGCAAUGGUGGCAUUGGAGCGCUUCUUGGCCAUGGAUUUGGAUCUCAUUUUAAAGGUGGGAUCUCUCCGGUUGCACCAGGGAUUCUGUAUCUACGUGUUUACCGAUCAAUUAGGGAUAUUAUGUUUUUAAGAGAGGAGAUCAUUUCAAUAUUGAUGAAUGCUGUUAAAGACAUUGCCAGGUUUGGAAAGCCGGAGACAGCCAAAAAUGGAACGAGAUACCGACCCUUCUCACUUGCUGCAUCUAUAACUAAAGUGAAACUAGCAGCUUCUUUGGGGGCUUCUUUAAUUUUCUUAACUGGUGGCCCGGGACUCUUGCAGUCGUUAAUAAAGGAAACUCUUCCCUCUUGGUUUAUGUCCAUUCAUCAGUACGAACAACAAGGGGAGUCAAGUGGAAUCUUUCCAAUGCUCGAAGGGUACGCGCUAGCAUAUUUAGCUGGCCUUUCUGGAAUGUUUAUCUGGGGCAUUAACUCGUCAUCAUCAGCUUCUAGGCAUCGUCCAAAAGCUCUUGGGUGCCACAUGAAAUUUAUGGCUAAUGCCGUUGAUGGACAGUUAUCACUAGGCUGUGAUCCAGCCACUUGGCGUGCAUACGUCUCCUGUUUCUUGAGUUUCAUAGUCAGAUGCACACCAGCAUGGAUAUUCGAGGUAGAUGUCGAGGUGUUGACAAGACUAAGUCGGGGGCUGAGGCGGUGGAACGAGGAGAAGCUGGCACUUGCUUUGCUUGGAGUUGGAGGAGUCCGUACAAUGGCCUCAGCUGCUGAAUUAAUCAUACAAACUGACUCGUAACUUCUCCUCUUCGUCGGAAAAUUUUGUAGAUUGGUAAUACGUAUAGAAAAUCUAUAGCAAUCAGUGUUUUGCAUAGGAAAACUUGAGCACAUAAAUGUUGAAAUCUGUCAAACUGCAGAUUCGUAGCACGCUUCUUGGUUCCAGGGGCAUUACCCUGUAACAGUGUAUUUAGUCAGCUAAGUGUGAAUUAUGAAUAGAGGUUAAAAGGGUGUGGCGUAUUCACACAUGACAAUCUCGUCCUCUAUAGUACUAUUUGAUAGACAAGACUUGAACUUAGUUUUCUUAUCA